Messenger RNA from Megachile rotundata (alfalfa leafcutting bee), 2755 nucleotides. It is a transcript of the gene Tmx3, whose product is annotated as Thioredoxin-related transmembrane protein 3. Lineage: Eukaryota; Metazoa; Arthropoda; Insecta; Hymenoptera; Megachilidae. Gene Ontology annotation, cellular component: endoplasmic reticulum. The record is from RefSeq and is a predicted model, not a curated record.
GUUAUGUACGAUCAAAAAUGAAUCUCGCGAUAGAAAACGUAAUAUAAUAUGGGUAGUAUAUUAACAACCUUAGCUACCAUUGGUGUCACCAUAAUUUUUAUUCCUUUUCUGUUCUUUUGCUACGUGUACAUUUUUUUCAUUAUGCUCUUACUUAACAUUGUGCAUUCGUUUUAUAUUUUUAUAAUAAUGUUGCUCAACGAUUUUUCCGAUAGUACAAUUAUCGAUUAAAGUUGCAUACAUGUAUAUACGAUUUUGACGAUGCCGAUACCAAUUCAGAAACCGAAGAUAUGAUCGAGUUUAACAACUUAUAGCAUUUUUAUGUUAAAAUUUGUGAAAAUAACCGAUAAGGUUUUCUAAUGUUUGCAUACGAUACUGAAGAAUACAAUGUUCCUUUGUAAAAUGUUUAAAUAAAGUUCCUGUUUUUAUAAGUAUCAUUUUCUUUUAGUGCAUUUCGGGUUACAAGAAAAACAAUGCUAUAGGAUUAGGUUUUUGAGACUUCUUCUACGUUAGCCUUUUACACAAGUAGUUUGUGUGAGUUACAUCCAAGUACAUACUUUUUUCUGUAUUUCUUGAAGGCAGAGAGCAGAUUUUUAAAAUUUGCAAAAAAACGAUUCAUAUGUAUUUGGCGGUUCUACUCACACGAUAAAUUUAAAAUACAAAACUCAGCAGUCCAGGAGGAGCCGGUAUGAGGAUCGUAUGGCGUCGUAGAACGAAAACAUGGUAGAGGUGUAAUGGAUUUUAUUGUUCGCAUUACAAUUUGAUGAUCAAAAAUGUUAAUCAUCAUGAUUAUGUGAAAGUAAAUUGAUUAAAUAUAACAUCUUGGAUCUUAAACGGUAAAAGAAGCAGGUUUUCUUCGAUUAAAAGUCCUGUUGCUGCAAUGGUAACAAUAACGAAAUUCGUGCUCAUCGCAACCUUUUAUGGCAUUUUUACUCAAGUAACAGCAUCACGCGUAUUGGAAUUAAGUGACAGGUUUUUGGAUAUCCGUAAAGAUGGACAGUGGCUAGUAAUGAUAUAUGCACCAUGGUGUGCACAUUGCAAACGUUUGGAACCAAUUUGGGCCCAUGUUGCACAGCAUUUACAUGCAACAUCGAUAAGAGUAGGACGUGUUGACUGUACUAGAUUUACAAGUGUAGCUCAUGCGUUUAAAGUCAAAGGAUUUCCAACUAUUCUGUUUUUAAAAGGUGAGGAGGAAUUUGUAUAUCAUGGGGAUAGAACACGUGAUGAAAUAGUAAAAUUUGCAUUAAGAGUAAGUGGUCCACCUGUUCAAGAAAUAACAAAAACUGAAAGUUUUGAGACAAUUAAAAAAGAACGUGAUCUGUAUUUCUUGUAUGUUGGAGAAAAGUCUGGGAUAUUAUGGGAAUUUUACCAUAAGACUGCAAAUGUGUUCCAACCACAUGCAUUUUUUUAUCAAUCUCAUCCAAAUGUUGUUAGUCAGCAUGCUCCUGUAAAAAAUACUCCAGCAUUGUUUGUUUAUAAAGAAAAUUUACAUUAUAAUUUCACUGGUCAUCAUGAUAUAAGUGACAUAGAAAAAUUGAAUGAAACAGUGUACAAGUGGAUAAAUGCAGAACGUUUUCCUACAUUCCCAAAAGUUACACGUGGGAAUAUAAAUCAAUUGUUUCUUACAAAUAAAAAUCUAGUUUUGGCAGUAGUGGAAGAAAAUCAAUUAGAACAAGUACCUCCACAUAUGUCACAAUUCAAAGAUAUGGUAGAGUCUAUAAUUAAAAGUAAACGAGAAAAAUAUCACGAUCAUUUUCAGUUUGGUUGGAUAGCUAGUCCUGAUUUAGUCAAUAGUAUAGCAAUGAUGGUUUUGCCAUUACCAAGUUUAAUCGUUAUUAACACUACGACAAAUCAUCAUCACAUUCCAGAGGAUGAAGCAGAAAAACUGACUCCUCAUGUAAUAGAAUUGUUUUUAGAACAAAUUCGAAAUGAAAGUGCGCCGCGAUAUGGCGGAAACAGUUGGUUAAUACGUAUUUAUAGAUCAUGGUUUGAAUUAAAAACAACUCUUACAGCAAUGUGGAUGGGUAAUCCCAUUUUGACAAUGGUUUUAUUUGGUUUACCGGCUGGAUUUUUAUCGUUAAUAUGUUAUGGUAUUUGUUGUCCCGAUAUUUUAGAUGCGGACGACGAUGAAGAAGAUCAUCCAGGAGCAAAUCACAUGAAAAAAGACUAAAAUCAAUUGGUCAUUACAUUGUUGUAUCAAAGUUAGGAAAUUUUUUAACGAAAAGGGAUGUACAUUUUAUUUAGUUCUUCAUACUUUUUAAUUUUAGAUAGGUUUUGUCGAUUGAAUAUAAAAAAAAUUCUAAAUGUCUGAUAUUUUAUUUAUUAUUUUUUAGUGUAAAAAGUUUUAGUACCGACCGUUUAUGUAGUCAGCAAAGUGAAAAAGUUCUACAUAUUAGGUAGAGUAAUAUUAAACAUAAAUUAUCUGGGUAAAUGGAACUUUUGCAAGACAAUACUAAUUAUACAAUUAAAGAAGCUUUUUUAAAUCUUGUAAAAGAAUUUGUCUUGUGUUGUAAGUAAGUGGAACAUAAAAUGUAUUGAAGGAUUAUGUAAAGAAUAUGAAUGGUAACUAGUGUUUUGUGAAACCAAAAAUGUAUAUUUGUUUGUAUAAAUAUAGUAAAAUAUUAUGAAAUGUUUACGUAAGUUGUCAUGUAACUUUUUUAGAUGCUUAAUUUAAAGCAUCUAAAAAACAAAUUUUCUUAAAAGCAGGAAACUAUUAUGUGAUUUGAAUAUGUAUUUAUUUAUAUUUAAUAAAGAAAAU